Messenger RNA from Zootoca vivipara (common lizard), 3544 nucleotides. RefSeq names its product mitogen-activated protein kinase kinase 3 (gene MAP2K3). Gene Ontology annotation, biological process: MAPK cascade; protein phosphorylation. Lineage: Eukaryota; Metazoa; Chordata; Lepidosauria; Squamata; Lacertidae. The record is from RefSeq and is a predicted model, not a curated record. Gene Ontology annotation, molecular function: MAP kinase kinase activity; ATP binding.
CCGGCCCAGAGCUGCCGUCUCCCCCGCUCCCUUCCGCCCCGAUUCCCGGGAGCCGGGGCUUUUCCUCGCCCGCCUCCAGCGGGCAGCCUGGCCGCUGCUGCCUCCCCGAGUUGGCGGCCUUCCAGUUUCCUGUUUGACGUCACGGGCCUCUCUUUCUCCCCUGCCGCUUGCUGCUCUUUUUGCAACUUGCGCUGCGUUUCGCUUGUAAUCCGAGAAGCCCCCGGAACGGGGCAACCUCAGCUGCCGCCUGGAGAGAUCGCGCUGCGCUUUACUACCGCCGGGAGUUGCUUCUCCCUCCCUGCUGCCUCUCUCGCGGGGUCUCUUUUUUUAGCCUGCGGGAGGAAAAGAGGAAUAAAAAAAUCCGGAUUGCUUUGACUCUGUGCAAACCUCCCCUCCCUCCUCCACUCGCCUCCUUGGUGCGGGUUUUUUGCACGCCAAGAGCACGAAGGAAGAGUAUUUAAAAAAAUUUUUUUAAGGGAGUAGGAGGCGAAAAGAGAAGCAAUUGGCGGAUAAAGGUUCUAGUCCGCAAGAACUUGGGAGCAUGCACCCGUGCUUUUCCGACUAGCCGCCGCUUCUUGCAGCCGACCGGGGGUUGCCCUUUUUGCAGGGCGCAAAAUCGCCCCUUCCGAGGCGCGCCGUUCGCUGUUCUUUCACUUCUGGGAAACCAACAUGGACAGAAAACAAGAUCCUAAAGGAUCCUCGGAAAAGCGGAAAGGAGGGCUGAGGAAGAAACGGCCGCCCCUCUUGAGCAUGCCACCAGCAAACAAGCAGUCAUCCGUCCCCCCAACACCUCCAAGGAACUUGGAUUCCAGGACUUUCAUCACUGUUGGUGAGAAGAACUUCGAAGUAGAGGCCGACGACUUGGUGAGCAUUUCGGAGUUGGGAAGAGGAGCUUAUGGCGUGGUGGAGAAAGUGUAUCAUGCGCAGAGCGACACCACCAUGGCUGUGAAGAGAAUCCGAGCCACUGUGAACUCUCAGGAGCAGAAGAGGCUAGUGAUGGACCUGGACAUUUCCAUGAGGACCGUGGACUGCUUUUACACUGUCACGUUCUACGGAGCCCUUUUCAGAGAGGGUGAUGUGUGGAUCUGCAUGGAGCUAAUGGAUACGUCCCUGGAUAAAUUUUAUAAGAGGGUCCUGGAAAAGAAGAAGACGAUCCCCGAAGACAUACUUGGGAAAAUAACCGUGUCUAUUGUCCGAGCCCUGGAGCAUUUGCAUAGCAAGCUGUCUGUGAUUCACAGAGACGUAAAGCCGUCCAAUGUCCUUAUCAAUAAACAGGGACAUGUCAAAAUGUGCGACUUCGGGAUCAGUGGAUACUUGGUAGAUUCCGUGGCAAAGACCCUGGAUGCUGGUUGCAAACCUUAUAUGGCGCCAGAGAGAAUAAACCCUGAGCUGAACCAGCAGGGAUACAAUGUGAAAUCGGACGUCUGGAGCCUGGGCAUCACCUUGAUUGAAAUGGCCAUUCUCCGAUUCCCGUACGAAUCCUGGGGCACCCCUUUCCAGCAGCUGAAGCAAGUGGUGGAAGAGCCCUCGCCUCAGCUGCCUGCUGAGCAUUUCUCACAAAACUUUGUGGACUUCACAGCCCAGUGUUUGAGGAAGAAUCCUGCCGAACGAUUGAGUUAUGUGGAGCUCAUGGCUCACCCGUUCUUCACUAUGCACGACACCCGCGAGACUGAUAUGGUCUCCUUUGUCACAGAAAUCCUCGGAGACGACUCCUAAAGUCCCACGUACCUCACCAUCGGAACAAAAGAACCAGCCCUGCCUUUCUCCUGGCGGGGAGAGAAAACGGAAUAAGGAUUUUUAUAGCAUCAACUGUGGUUUGCACAAAAAGAGAAUGAAUGUCUCCGCUGCUUCCUUCCCGCUCCCCCCCCCCAAAUAUUUUUUCUCUUCCCUCCCACCCCCUUUCUCGGCAUCAUGCUGGACUUAGAGCGAUUUUAUUAUUAUUAUUUAACAAGAGGCCUCUACGAAUGGCAUGUUUUUGACAUGUCUUCGAUCCCAACUGUAGCCACACACAAUCUGCUUUAAGGGUUGGAGGUUGCUGUCACCUCUCCUUCGGGUGGGUUUUGAGAAAAGCAUAUUGUUGUGUGCAUGUGUGUGUGUAUGUUUGUGUUCCUAUGAGCAUGUGUGCUUUUGCUUGGGGAGACCUGAGCCCAUCGAAAACUGCAUUAAUACAAAAUCACAGCGGCCAUGGAAAUGUCACCUGCCGCAGGUUAACCAGCAGAGCUGCAGGGCUGGUUGUUUUUUGGGUGGUGUCACUUCAUCUUGCAAGCGGCAGAUUGCAUUAAAUAUAUAUAUAUAUAUAGCUCAGUCGGUAGAGCAUGAGGCUCUUAAUCUCAGGGUCGUGGGUUUGAGCCCCAUGUUGGGCAAAAGAGUCCUGCAUUGCAGGAGGUUGGACUAGAUGCCUCUCGUGGCCCCUUCCAACUCUAUGAUCUGAUAUCUAUGAACUGAACCCACACCCCAGUUACUCUCUGUAUGUAGAAAACUAGCUCUUAGAGCAGGAAGGAAGAGUUGAUUAAAUGUUCUCCUCCACUGUGGAAGUCUGGGAAGGACUCUCACCUAUAAUUCUGUUUUUAACACGACUCUUAGUUUUGUUAUCGCCCCCAAACAUUUACAGUCAAACCUCGGUUUACACCUACCUGUUUGUGACCGCUUCGGCGAGCGACCGCUGCGGACCCGGAAGUGUUUACAUCCGGGUUCCGUGGCGUUGGAUGCGCAGACGCGAUCUGCGCAGCUCGCUCAUGUGCAGAAGUGAUCUGUGCAGUGCGUGCGCAGAAGCGCUCUAUCUGCGCUUUGCGCACGUGCAGAAGCGUGCCUUUGGGGAGCGACGGCUUCGGCGAGUGACCGCCUCCAUGGAAUGGAUUGUGGUCGCAAACCGAGGUACCACUGUGCUCAUUUAAUUCGGACACCCGUUUUUCUUAGGCCUAAACAGACGUCGCCUUUAGCUUUCCACAGCUAAAUGUAAUAUAUCAUCAGUUUAUUUUAAAUGCUCUGUCCUGUCACAGUUGUGUGGCAAAAUCAGUAGACACACACAUACACAAACCCAUCUUUAAGCACAAGCAGAGAGUCUCUCUCUCCAAAGUGAUUGAGUUGAGCUGCCAUCUCUCUGGUGACCUAAGACCACAGGUGCGUCCUGUUGUCGGACUGCCCUACCCAUCAUCCCUCACCUGUUGGCCCUGCUGGGGUUGAUGGGAUUUCUAGCCGAGCAACGUUUUGAACACCACGUGUUCCCCACCCCUGCUAUAGAAAGAGCCCCAAGGGGACCGGCAGGCAGUUCCUAGCCAUAUUUAACGGAACGUCGGCAGUGGAGGGAAGAAUCCUAACGUCCAGUUUUAUCUAACAAAUCCCCAGAGCUUUCCUUUUUAAUGAAAAUAGCAGUUGGACGUGGGGUGGGGUGUCUAUAUGUAUUGGGGUGGGGCAUGUUGAGACUUCUGCUGCUGUCUUUUUCUACCCAAAAUUCUCUCUCUCGCACACACACCAGCUUCAAUACCACCCAGCCAGUAUGGUCGGUUGCCAGCGAUGAUGGGAGUUGUAGUCUUAACAAGGCUUU